CAGGAGAGUGCAUUCAAAAGAGCUUUAAGAGCACUUAAAAUUGCCGUAAAUUGUACGAGGAGAGGAGCAUUCGAAAGAGCAUUUAUUGAAGGGUUUAUUUUGGUGAUUAUUAAAGAGCAUUAAAAACAUAGAAGAGCACAUAAAUUUCCGUAACUGUCGAGAUCUAAUGAGUCUCUUCGUGUUGAAAUGCCUGAAGUUUUCCCAAUUCACUCAUGGACCCGCCAAGAGAUCACAUUAAACGAAAAGCUAAAAUGAAUCGUGUUUCGCAUUCUACCUAGUACUUCGGACAACUCGCUUGUUGUAGUUAUCGACGCCAGGGGAAUGAUCUCAAUCUAGAUGAAGAUCUGAUGAAGCACUACUAAGCCUCUUUGGCUGGGUCUGAAACUCUCUGGCCUCGCCAGGCCUCAUACCUUCCAGCGGUUCCAGUCUUCUUAAAUCCUCCUGCCGUUCCAACCUUCCAGCCCUCAUGCUGCUCUCCAGCCCUAAUCAUCCCAUUCAGUUUUGCCAUCCACCCCCUCCUCCUUCACCCCGUGGAUCUGCGAUAUCUCCGCCGCCAGAUCCGACUUGGCGAGCAAAUUGUCUAUCUCCCUCUAGCGGAUCCGCUGCAUCCUCACCAUCUGGGCCAUUUUUAUCGCCAAAUGUGCUCGCACUUUCCAACGAGCAAAUUAAUCCCAAAAGCAGUAAUCUUUCACUGAUAAUUUGCUCUCGUCCACCAGUUAUAAAUUUCAGCCUAUUACCACAAUGUAGGCUUACCAUUAUCACUACUAUGUUUGGCCACACCAAGAGGUCGGUCACGUUUGAGGGCUUGGACUGCCUCGCAGACACCAAGUCCCACGAGUACAUGAUGGCCAGAAUGAGACUGCAAAAACAUGUUCCUUUUAUCGAACAGCCCAAAUACGGCAAGUACACCGUGUACUUUGCCGUGGUGGUGUUGUUCAUAGCCACCGUUAAGCACGCUUGGUUCCUCCAGCGCGACUACUUCUACAAGAAGCGCCCCAGCUCCAAUGUGGGAACUUCGCUUGUUGAUGUGCUAGUGGCCUACUGUCGUUUCGUGGGCUACAAGCAAGUGCCAGCCUCUAUCAGCUACUUCACUUCGUUGCCACUGUCGAUUGGCUCGUCGCUCUUCAUGAUAGUGUCGGGCUUGUACAUGUUUUGCUACUGUCUUGUCCCCCAUUUCUGGUACAGAGGAUGCAGAGGUUUUGGCUCGCCUCCAUUGGCUGUCAGAGCAGGUAUCAUGGCCACAGCGUUGACUCCGUUCAUCUACGUGAUGGCAGGAAAGUCCAACAUGAUUUCGGUUUUGACAGGAAUCAGCUACGAGAAGUUGAACGUGUACCACCAGUACGUGGGAGUGUCUGCACUCGUGCUUUCCAUCAUCCACACCAUUCCGUUCAUCCACCAGUUGCGUAUGGAGGGUGGCAGCAAGCACCUCUACGACACGGUGUUUGGCGACUUCAACUACUACAGUGGUAUUCCUCCUUUGGUCUUACUCGGAGUGUUGUGUCUCGCCUCCAAGUCCGUCAUCAGAAAGUACAUCUACGAAACCUUCUGGCACUUGCACUGGAUGGCUGGAAUCGCCUAUUUCGGCACAUUGUGGUGGCACAUCAACGACCAGUUGGGUUGUGAAAACUACAUGUACGGAGCCUUGGGCUUCUGGGCCACCCAGUUCCUCUACAGAAUCUUGAUGAAGACUGCCUUCAAACCCAACAAGUUGUUCUUGAAGCCCAGAAAGGCUCAGUUGAAGAAGUUGAACGACGGCAUCUUCGAAGUUAUCAUUGCCAACACCGACGGGUACAAGUGGCAACCAGGCCAGCACGUUUUCUUGAGAUUCGUGGGCUCCAAGUUCUUAGACAACCAUCCCUUCUCCAUCAUCUCCAUGAGCGACCACGACAACAAGGAAAUGAAGUUCAUAAUUCUCCCCAAGAAGGGUAUGACCAAGGUGUUGUUCGACCAAUUGGACGACUUUGUCGCCAAGGAAAAGCUCGUGUACAUCGAUGGUCCUUACGGUGGCACCAGCAGAGACCCAACCACCUUCGAAAGAGUCGUAUUGUUGGCUACUGGUACUGGUAUCACUGCCACCCUCCCAUACUUGAGUUUCUUGAGUAACCACAUCAGAGACGUGACUGCCAAUGGCAAGCUCCCGCUUAUCACCCGUGGUAUCAACUUCGUGUGGGUUAUCAAGCACCACGAGGACAUUGCCUGGGUUCGUGAGGAAUUGGAAAGAUGUCAAUCUGUUGCUGGUGACUACAUCAACAUCGAUAUUUACAUCAGUAGAGACCACAACGAACUCCCUGCUGAAAAGGCUAUCGAUGAAAAGAACGCCGGGGAAUCCGACAAGUCUGCCCACGACAUGGAAACCGAAUUUUCCGUUUCCAGCUCUGCCCACUUCAACAUUCACAACUACAAGCCAGACCUCAGAUCUGUCUUGAAUGGCCUCAAGGUUUCAUUUGCCAGAAGAAACAUGAUCGUCAGCUCUGGUAGCGACUCGAUGAGACUGGCUAUUAGCUCUGAAGUUUCCAAAUUACAGGCCUUGGUUUUCAACAAUGACCUCAACCUGAACUCCAUUGAAGAGGUGUUCUUACACUCCGAGUCUUUCGGAUGGUAGUCCAGUUGGUGUAACUAAUGGGGAAUAGUGCACAUUAUAGAAUUAGUAUUAAUUAACAUAUUCAUUAGACUUAACAUUAAAGGGUACAGUGCACAUUAUAGAAUUAGUAUCAAUUAACAAUAAUUUAGAAUCGAA
Messenger RNA from Suhomyces tanzawaensis NRRL Y-17324, 2737 nucleotides. RefSeq names its product putative ferric-chelate reductase. The record is from RefSeq and is a predicted model, not a curated record. Gene Ontology annotation, molecular function: ferric-chelate reductase activity. The transcript has a single exon. Lineage: Eukaryota; Fungi; Ascomycota; Pichiomycetes; Serinales; Debaryomycetaceae. Bases 467 to 2602 code for a protein of 711 amino acids. Gene Ontology annotation, biological process: iron ion transport; intracellular iron ion homeostasis; copper ion import. Gene Ontology annotation, cellular component: plasma membrane.